This is a messenger RNA of Salvia splendens (bonfire salvia), 393 nucleotides long. RefSeq lists its product as uncharacterized. The record is from RefSeq and is a predicted model, not a curated record. The transcript has 2 exons. Bases 1 to 393 code for a protein of 130 amino acids. Lineage: Eukaryota; Viridiplantae; Streptophyta; Magnoliopsida; Lamiales; Lamiaceae.
AUGACGAGCAAGAAGGUGCUCCAAACCCGGCCGGGAGAUCUCGCCGCCGCCGCCGUCGAGUGGCAGCCGGUGAAGGAGGGGAGCAGCGUGAAGCUGAUGACGGAGCAAGGGAAGUUCCUGAGAGCCAACGGCGGUUCUCCGCCGUGGAGGAACUCGGUCACGCACGACGUGCCGCAUCGGACGGCGACGCAGAGCUGGGUGCUGUGGGGAGUGGAUAUCGUGGACAUCACGCUGUCCACGAUAUCGCCCGCGUCGAGCUUUUCGUCUGUCGUUGAUGAUUAUUUGGGUUCGCCUGAUACUGGAUCGCCGGUGGCCCGCGGCGCCGGGAAUAUGUCUAUGAAACAGUACAACUACUGGGUUGUUCAAACUUCAAAGGGUGCACUCUUCUUCUAA